Molecule: messenger RNA, 1831 nt
Organism: Pocillopora damicornis (cauliflower coral)
Lineage: Eukaryota; Metazoa; Cnidaria; Anthozoa; Scleractinia; Pocilloporidae
Product: N-alpha-acetyltransferase 35, NatC auxiliary subunit
Biological process (GO): N-terminal peptidyl-methionine acetylation
Cellular component (GO): NatC complex
Source: RefSeq, a predicted model, not a curated record
CCAUUGAAGACCAGACUGAGAGAAGAACCCAACUGUGACUUAGAUACAGUUAAGAGCCAAGUUAAGGAGUAUGAAGCUGUUUUAGCAAGAUUAAAGUUCUAUAAAUCAUUUUACCUCACUUUAGUUGCACUGGAAAAGUCAGAGGGUUCAGGUGUGGCCUCAGGCAAGCAGUCAUUAAGCACUGCAUUGUCUCUGAUUGAACCAAUCAGAAAGACUGUAGAGUUAGGUGUUCAACCAAUAUCCACGGGUGAUAACAGGCAAGGUAGUAUAAUGGGUUUUGAACCGCUUGUCAAUCAGAGACUUUUACCUCCAUCCUUUCCGAGAUAUACAGCCAUUUUUGGUCGAAACCAGGCUAUUGAUUAUACCGAAGAAAUGGUCAAAAGAUUUCUUCAUAUCUGCGAUGUAGUGAACUAUGCGUCGCUUCACAUUGUAAUUGACUUCGUUUCAGAAUUUAGCAAGAAACGGCCGUGUGUUUUGACGCGCUCAUAUUUACAGCUUCUUGUUUGGCGCAACAAUAAUCUUUUGGGAAGAGCCGAGACAAUCAGAGAUGCAAUCAAAGCAUUUAACAGUCCGCCGUCCAUUGCUGAGAAAUCCUCCCUCAGUGCCAACCCCAAAGCGAGUGACUUAGCCGAUAGUUUUAUUAACAGAGCUUUCAGGCCUGUGAAGUCCAUUAUCCAUGCUCUCGGUCACAAUCGUGCUCGGCAGAGAGACAAGUUGGCACAUCUUUUGGAGGAGUUUGCUGCUCUUCAGGAUGAAGCAGACAAAGUAGAUGCGCAACUUCAUACUUUGUUAAUCAAAGUAGAGCCUCAGCGUCAGCACUUUGCCUGUUUUGGUUCAUGGGUGUUGUACCAUACACUAAACAUCAUGAUUCAAUAUCUGUUGUCUGGGUUUGAGUUGGAACUCUACAGUCCGCACGAGUAUCACUACGUUUUCUGGUACCUGGACUUCUUGUUCGGAUGGCACAUGACGUGCCUUAAUCGUGCUGAAAAAUUACUGCAGGCCCAAGAGACUGCACUAGGCAAUUGAGGGGUUUGAAAUGCAAAACAAAACAAGAAAGCCUGCGGAUAAAUUUGGUUCCGAACAGACCCGCUAUGAGCGCCGUUUCAUGCCAUUCCAAGCUGUGGAUACCCCUCAGCCGAUGUAUUACGCGCACUACAAGGAGUAUAGCAACUUGUCCAAGAUGAAUGCAUCGCAGAACACAGACCUGUUUGUGAUGGCAUCGAAUUCAUUUCAGCAAGCGAAGUCCAUUUUUGAAGUUGUUAAUAAUGUACAUAGUGAGGUUGCACUGUUACUAAAAGUCACGAAGACAAACCUCGUUGUCACUAAACUGGCUGCUGGAGGCCACAAACAUGACUCCAAGAUUCCACCAGAGUUUGACUUUCAAUGCCACCGAGCCUUUCCAAUCAUUAAGUUAAAAUGAAACUCACAGAUCCAAAUUACUUUGAUUUCCUAGAAAGAUAGUUUUCACCUCACGCGUAAGCACGGCUAUGUAAAAUCUAUCGAAUUCACUUACUUCAUAUCUUGGCCAAGGCUAUUGGCUUCCAUUCUUUCCAUCAAAUGUCAGAGAAUGAUAGACAUGCUUGUAAAAAGUCGUGUUUAAAAUGAAAUCUAUUUAAGAAACACUUUUCAUUUUUUUUGUCUGGUUACUCCAUUUUUUAGUCUGCAUAUUCGUCAGAUUGUCGAGUGGUCGUUUUAUCUCCGUCUAUCUGUCCGUCUGUACACAAUUUGCUUUCUUGAAAGCACGGUGUCUUUCGAAUUAUUUUGGCUUUUGUUGUAGCUCUUAUUGCCUAAAUCAACCAAUUUUUAAGAGUGAAUAACACACUUUAUCAUA